Molecule: messenger RNA, 476 nt
Organism: Megalobrama amblycephala (Wuchang bream)
Lineage: Eukaryota; Metazoa; Chordata; Actinopteri; Cypriniformes; Xenocyprididae
Gene: ndufa6
Product: NADH:ubiquinone oxidoreductase subunit A6
Exons: 3
Coding region: 25-414 (129 amino acids)
Biological process (GO): response to oxidative stress
Source: RefSeq, a predicted model, not a curated record
UGCGCAGAGAAGAGGCAGAGGCGCAUGAUGGCGUCCAGCGCAGCGACCCGCACCGGCGCCGCCGCCGCUAAAGUCGUGAAACCGAUCUUCAGCCGCGACCUGAACGAGGCCAGACGGAGGGUUCGGGAGCUGUACCGGGCCUGGUACCGGGAGGUGCCGAACGCAGUUCACGUGUUUCAGCUGGACAUCACUCCGCGUCAAGGCCGAGACAAAGUGCGGGAGAUGUUCGACAGGAACAGACACGUGACGGACCCUCGCGUCAUCGACAUGCUGGUCAUCAAGGGCAAGAUGGAGCUGGAGGAAACCAUCAACGUCUGGAAGCAGAAAACUCACGUCAUGCGCUACUUCCACGAGACCGAGGUGCCGCGUCCCACCGACUUCCUCUCCAAAUUCUACCACGGACACGACCCUUGACCUCUGAUAUGUGUGUUGUCAUUUUCUGCUUCUGGACUGUAAAUACACUCGUGCUGAAUCUC